Messenger RNA from Drosophila willistoni, 2621 nucleotides. RefSeq lists its product as uncharacterized. Bases 515 to 1762 code for a protein of 415 amino acids. The transcript has 5 exons. The record is from RefSeq and is a predicted model, not a curated record. Gene Ontology annotation, cellular component: autophagosome; nucleus. NCBI's taxonomy places the organism in Eukaryota, Metazoa, Arthropoda, Insecta, Diptera, Drosophilidae. Gene Ontology annotation, biological process: autophagosome assembly; positive regulation of DNA-templated transcription.
GUCAGUCGUUGUUAGCAUACAAACGAUAAUACGUCACGAAGAAGUUGGUGUUUUUUUUUUGGACUACCUUUUCUUCGAAUCGAAUAUCGAAGAUACAACUGAACAUAAAAAAAACUAACAGAAAUCCACUGUGCGUUUCAUUUAAUAGAAAAAAAUCCAACCUGUUACCACUAGCUAAGGCAGAGAAGGUGCUUAAACUAUCGAUCAAUAAAAUCCAUAGCUAAGCUUAAGUCAAUCUACACACAGAAACACAAGUACACAGCAAAAACAAAGACGCAGCAAAAAUAAGCGAAUAUAAAGACUGAGCAACAUCCAAGGAACAAAACCAACAACUUGCAACAUUAUAAGCAAUCUCUCUAUUAUACAAUUGCACUGAUAAAACUCUAAAAACUUAACGUAUAUUGAUCUCAUUGAAACAACAAUCUUCUAGAAGUUAACUCCAAAAAGCAAUACGCAAGCUAUCCGUACAGCGAACAGUAGCAUCCGUACAUCCGAGGACCGAGUGGAUUGUAUAAUGUUUAGCAGUCUCGCAACGUUUCUAUUUGGAGCGCAAGCAACUGACGAGUCAACUCAAAGUAACGAAUUAUCCAAUCCCGGCAACGGCGGCAGCAACAACAACGAUUCUGGCAACGAUCAGGUCGCUGGAGAUGUAAUUGAGGUGACCUCAUCAACGCCAUCGGUAACGGGCAAUAAUCGAGGCACUGUGCGCAGCAAUAAUAACGGUAAACGUGGUGGGGGCAGCGCCAAAAAUCGUCGGGGCAAACAGCGACAGCAGCAACAUAAACAGCCGCCAACUAUAACGAAGCUACUCACUCCUAGCGGGGGUAUUAGCAUUGACGAGGACUUUGACGAGGACGAAUGGUAUAUUGUCGAAAAGGAAGACGAAGAGGAGGAUUCUCUGCCACGCAGCGACUCCGAGGAGGAGCUAUCGGUGGUGGAACUUCAGCCGAAAGCAGGAUCUGCAAGCCAUGGCCUUGCAUCAUCGGCGGCUGCAUCGGCGCGCCGCCGUCAGCAUAUCAACUCGCAUUCCCUUUACAGUGGACCGCGGCCACAGCAGCAGCGCAAUUAUAUGCAACGCUCGCGCGUAAAUCGGCCAUUAAGCAUCUCAACCCUAAGCCCGCCCAGAAGUGUGCCGUCAUGUGCUGGCGUGUCUGACACUGACAAUAAUGUGAGUCAGUCACUGUAUGUUGCGGCGGCAGCUACGGCUCCGGCAUCACCUUGUGGCAGUGAGCAGGGUGGUCAAGCUAAUGGCGUGCUCAUGGAGGAGUCCUGGUACGUAACACCGCCACCAUGCUUCACCUCGAUUGGGCCAAUCAAUAUGGAAACUUCACCAUUUGAGAAUCUAUUGAUUGAGCAUCCAAGCAUGUCCGUUUACCGUAGUAUUAGGCCCACUCAGGAGGGCACUGAAAGUUUUGUAAAUCUUGAUCUCGGGGCAGCAGAAGUGUCACAGCAGCAGGAGCACGAAUCACUGGAGGAUGCACAGGCCGUUUCAGAGCCUGCAAAUAUCGUGCAGGAACAGCGUUCUUCGCACAACGCACGUUUCGAUCGUCAUGCGGCGGCUCAGCUGAAGCAACAGACUCUGGCUCGCCAAAGCCAGAAGAGCAACAACAAGAAGCAGCACCAGCAGCUAUGUCGCAGCGCCAUCAAACGUUCGAAUAAGGUUCGCGAUUUUCAGGCCAAGGCCAACCGGCCGCGUCGUUCGGACAUGCAACACUGCAAGUUGGUCAGUGGCGCCAACAACAACCGCAAAUGCUGCUUCUAAGCCUCCCUCCAACCACAAUCCCUCUUUCUAAAUAUGAAGGAUUACAAUUAUAUAUAGAUAUAUAUAUAAAAAUAUCUUCAAACAAUCAUGGCAAGAUCAGCAUCAGUUUUAAUUAGUAUUUUAACCGCAACCACAAAAAAAAAAUAAUAUAUAUAUAUAUAAAUAUCAAAAUUUAGCAACACUAAAAAUAUUAAUAUAAAACUAUGUAAAAAAAAAACCAACAAUGAAAAAAAAAUAUAUUCAUACAUAAAUAACUAUAUAUAAUUAUUGGUGUAAAUCUGUAGAUUUUAAAUGUUCACAGUUUCAAUUUAAAACAAAGAAGGAAAACAACAAAAACUACCAAAAAAAUGCAAUAAAAAUUUUAAACUAUACAUAUUAAACCAAAACAAAAAUUACAAAAACUAUAAAAAAUGUCAAAAAAAAAGAAUGAAAGGAUUGUAACAAAAAUAUUAUAUUACAGUAGAUCUAAUAUUAUUUAUUUAAACAAAAGAAACACCCACGAUUAUAAUUAAUUUCUAUAAAAAGCUUAUGUUAAUCGAAUGAUUGAAGGAAUUUAGUUUUAAAUCUAACAAGUCGACAAAACGCUACAAAAAUUCAAGGGAUCUGAUUCUCUGAUGUAUGGUUUACCUAUUUUUUUUUUUUUGUUUUUGUUUAUGACAAUGUAUUAUUAUUAUGCUUGAUGAAUCGGAUCUUUAUCUAUGUAAAUGUGUAUGCUUGAUUAUGUUGAUGAAUAUGAGAAAUGAAAAAAGGAUAUCAAAUGGGACAAAAAGUAUGAAAAAAAGUGUGAAAAUAUAGAAAAGAAACAAACAAAAAAAGUAUAAAAUAUAGAAAAACACAAUAAAAAUGACUAAGCUAAAAC